AUGAUUCAUGAGCACUUUGCGGAUGCUGUUGAACUUAGAUACCUACAAGGAGCACUUGUGCCAGAGAGUAAUGACGUUGAGAGUCCUCCAGAAGUACUAACAGGACGUCGGAGGGAUUACACCCCUUCAGCACAGCCAGGAUCAAGACUUCCUCAUAUGUUUGUGAGAGUAAACCCAUUAAGUGAGGAAACUGUUUCUACACUGGAUCUUGUGUCAGGAGAUAAAGUUGAGUUCGUUCUCAUCAUAGCACCUGUAGAGGAAUCUUAUCAUCUAGCUCGUGAAGCAUUCAAGGCGGCUGAGGAACAAGAAAUUUCUCUCAGAGUGUGUAUUUUUUGGUCUACGGAUUCUGUUGAAGGACUUGAGAAAGGAAGUGAAGCAGCAUUAUCACCUUGGAAGAAUUAUUCAGAUGUUAUUGAAGUUCAAUCGUCAACUUCAAAUUGGUGGGAUAUGUGUAACAUGACGAACAGAGGGGCCAUUUUAGUUAGACCUGAUGAACAUAUUGCCUGGCGUACAAGUUCGGGAAUUACUGGGGAUCCUAGAGUGGAAAUGCAUAGGGUUUUUUCUGCUAUACUGGAACUUGCUGGGGAUCCUAGUUUAUUCGACCUUUUACGGAGCUUCGUGGACUCGGCCGUCCUGAUUUGA
This is a messenger RNA of Sphenostylis stenocarpa, 642 nucleotides long. The record is from the annotation of a GenBank genome assembly. Lineage: Eukaryota; Viridiplantae; Streptophyta; Magnoliopsida; Fabales; Fabaceae.